AUGCCGGAGAAACGCAAGCCCGAAUCGGAGUUGAAGCACGGUGAACCAUUUCCCGCGAAACGUGCGCGACAGCAAGUUUCAUAUGAUGAUUUGGAUGACACUCAGAAUUCGAAUCAAGCCGAAGCGACGAGGAGCAACAACAACGUCGAAGAGAACGAGAUCGACGCGUCUGACGGCGAAUAUGGCGAGGCAAAUUGGGUUAAUACAGGGAAGCAUAAUAAUACGACAAAUAAACAAAAUACCCAACGGCGCCACAACCAGCAUCCCCGGGUAGACCCUGUUUUCGGGCAACGGAGCGCCUUUCCUGGUCUCGAUGACGAGGAUUCUGACGAGCUCCUCUACGGUCCUCCGGAAAAUGGAUUAGAAUAUCUGCGCUUAGUUCGGUCUGAGGCGAAAUCGUUACCAGCACUGUUUACCGCGCCGACAAGGCCCGAGCCCGAGCCCGAGCCAGACGACAUCAAUGACAUGGACGAAGUAUUGGAGCAAACCGAAAUCGGUCGCACGUCCCAGAGGCAAGACGAAAUAGAACCAGUCCCGAGCGAACCUGGAUUUAUUUUCAUUGAUGGUGUGGUCAUUGCUACAUCUACCGGAGAGGAGGACAAAGUGGUUGAUGACGAACCAACACGAGACGCCCAAACGUCAUACUAUGACUUAUUGAAGCAUCGCUUCAUCCUCCUUCGAAUGACUUUACGAUGCGCCCCUCCCCCCGCCGCCAUUGCUAGUCUCGACGACGCUCAUCCUAUCACUCUUCCGUACGACGUGAGUGCGGCCCGGACGGCAUGGAGGGAGUUACUGUUCACUUCUGAACCGCAAAUGGCACAGCUAGCAUGCAUGGACAUGGAGACAGUACUUGGAAUCCUCAGGCUUCUAGGUAGCGUUAUGAUCAAGUGUGUAAAGGAUAAUGACUCUUCACAAUUACGUCGUAUUGGGGCAUGGGCAUGGGGUUUAUUGGGCCGGUGUCGAGAUGUUGGCGAAUUGGGCAGUGAAGAGGUCGGCGAGUUGAGGGUCUUUGGGAGAAAAGCGGCCAAUAUCCUGAACAGAUUGAAUAGAAAGAAGCCCCCAUUGAUACGGCAUGCCGUUGCAGAAUAUCAUUCCGACAUCAAGGUAUCCGGCGUCGACGAGGAAACGAUGGAUAUUCAGAAAGAGGAGCCAAGCCAGAUGCAAGAGACUGCAGCAGCAGAAACAGAAGCUGGUGGUCUAAAUGGCGAGUCUGCCAUGCUCACUGUUGAGAAUGUCGAAGCGGAUGAACAACAAGCUAAUACAGACCUCGAAACGGCAAAGUUCCGUCUACGCGCCAGGCUUUUUUCAGAUGAUGAAGAAAUUGAAAUACAGGAAUCUGAAGAGGAGAAAGCUGAAAGAGUGAGAAGAAACACCUCAUCCCCACUUGGAGCAUCACCAAGUGAAGAAAAAGGCGACGAUGAAGCGUGCGAGAGGUAUACUAUCAGCAAAUCUCCGUUGCCACAGGGAGCCGAAGCUGGAAGAGACCAGGCUAGCAUUUUCCUCGAUAUGAUUAUUACGAUCGUGGGAGAAUUUUAUGGACAGAAGGAUCUUUUACAGCAGAGGGAUGUUUGGGAAUGA
Talaromyces atroroseus is the source of this 1578-nucleotide messenger RNA. RefSeq lists its product as hypothetical. Bases 1 to 1578 code for a protein of 525 amino acids. Gene Ontology annotation, biological process: spliceosomal snRNP assembly. The record is from RefSeq and is a predicted model, not a curated record. Gene Ontology annotation, cellular component: SMN complex; nucleus. The transcript is spliced from 2 exons. Lineage: Eukaryota; Fungi; Ascomycota; Eurotiomycetes; Eurotiales; Trichocomaceae.